This is a messenger RNA of Oenanthe melanoleuca, 4291 nucleotides long. RefSeq names its product KLF transcription factor 11 (gene KLF11). The record is from RefSeq and is a predicted model, not a curated record. Gene Ontology annotation, molecular function: DNA-binding transcription factor activity, RNA polymerase II-specific; RNA polymerase II cis-regulatory region sequence-specific DNA binding. NCBI's taxonomy places the organism in Eukaryota, Metazoa, Chordata, Aves, Passeriformes, Muscicapidae. Bases 116 to 1690 code for a protein of 524 amino acids. The transcript is spliced from 4 exons. Gene Ontology annotation, biological process: regulation of transcription by RNA polymerase II.
GCGGGAGGAGGCGGCGCUGCCGGGUGCCGCUCCCGCCGCUGUGUGCGCGCCGCUGCCGCCGCCGCUGCCGCUCCCCGGGCGCACCGCCGCCAGCGCCGCCCGCCCGAGCCGCGCCAUGCACGGCUCGCCCUGCUCGGACAUGGGAGAUGCUCCCGCGGUUGACAUCGUGGACAUCUACGAGUCCCUCCGUGAGCGGCAGCGCCACGACAGCGAGAGGUCCACCUGCAGCACCCUGGAGCAGAAUGACAUCGAAGCUGUUGAAGCCCUUGUUUGCAUGAGCUCCUGGGGUCAAAGGUCACAGAAAGGUGACAUAUUAAAGAUAAGACCCCUCACGCCCUUCUCGGAUUCUGGGGAUUGCACAAUGCACGCCGAGGCUGCGGCUGAAUUACCAAAGGACUACCUGGCGACGCUGUGCAUGACGCCUCCGCAGAGCCCUGACUUCGUGGAGAUGUCGGCAGCCACGCUGCUGUCCUCACAAGUGACUUACUCCAAGCCCAGGACUGUGAUGGCCAGCACGGCUGCCUGCUCAGUCACAUCAGUGACUGCUGCCUCUCCCAUCACCAAGCUCUCUGUUCUCAGCGUGGGGCAGCAGCCGGCCACCUCCGAAUCCUCCGCACCUCAGCCCUGCAGGGCCAUGGCAACGAGCGUCAUUCGGCACACAGGCGAUGGUUCUGCUUGCCACCACAUUCCUGCCCUGCAGGAGAAAACAGGUGUAACUUCAGCCUACAGCACUUCCAGAGACUGGUGUGGGGCGGCUGACCCAGAACAUUCCAGACUGCCACAGGACACGUGUGCCGCGGGUGAUUUAAUCAGCAAAACCUCUGCAGUACACCAGCCUUAUGCACAUGACUCCAGUGAUAUUGUGACCAAUAAAGGGCCGCUGCCAGUCCGGCCUGAUUCACCUCAAACCCACUUACCAAAGAAUUGUGAGCAUGACUUGCAAAAAAGAGCUACCCCGGUGACACCUGCCCCUGUCUCAAGCCCCCAGGUUCUCUGUCAGAUGAUCCCCUUAAAUGGACAAAGCAGCAUGAUUAAUGCCUAUGUCAAGCCUUCGGCUCCAGCACUCUCACCUGCCAUGAAGCCCAUUUUACCACAGACAGCCCCUCUCUCCCAGCCUGUGCUCAUGGGCCCUUCUGUGCCUCAGGGGACUGUCAUGCUGGUUCUUCCACAGCCUGCUGUCACACAGACACCGCAGACCAUGGUCACUGUGGGCAGCACCAAGCUGCUGCCCCUGGCCCCUGCUCCCGUGUUCAUCGCCUCUGGCCAGGCCUGUGCCCCCCCAAUGGACUUCUCCAGGCGGAGGAAUUACGUCUGCGACUUCCCCGGCUGCAAGAAAACCUACUUCAAAAGCUCCCACCUCAAAGCCCACCUUCGUACCCACACUGGGGAAAAACCUUUCAGCUGCAGCUGGGAGGGCUGUGAGAAGAAGUUUGCGCGCUCGGACGAACUGUCGCGGCACCGGCGGACGCACACGGGCGAGAAGAAGUUCUCGUGCCCGGUGUGCGAGCGCCGCUUCAUGCGCAGCGACCACCUGACCAAGCACGCCCGCCGCCACGCCAGCACCAAGAAAACCCCCAGCUGGCAGGCAGAGGUUGGCAAGCUCAGCAGGGUUGCCACGGCAGAGAGGCCCAGGAGCAGCAGCGCCCUGGGCAUGCUCAUCCCCGUGCCAUCGCCUGUGUGCCAGGGCUAGAGUGAGCAGCACCUCCUGCAAACUUCCUGGAGAUAGGAAGAGCUCCUGCAACAGCAGAACGGGCAGUGGCUUUUGUUUCCCCCUGUUUGUGUGUACUUUAGUUUCCUGCAGUUCAGGUCUUCUGUUGAUAGUGCUGUGUGAGAAAUCUGUCAUAUUUCUCGUCCCUUCCCUGUUUGUGUUUUUUUUUUUCAGUACUUGGGCAAUUGCAAUCACCAGCACUUCAGGAAAAGUACAACUCUUUGAAAAUGAUUUUGGCAAUAGGUUAGAAAAAGUUACUUGUAAUGCUUGCUGUUAAUAUUUUGAUGGACAGUAAAACAGGGUGGUUUUUAAUUUUUAUAGUACUAUUUUCUAUACCAAAUAUAUUUUGUAUUUGUUCAUUUUGGUCUUGUUGUGCAGGCAAAUUACUUGCAUUAGUAGGGCUGUGCUGGAUGAGACCCAGAAUUCUGGAAACUUCAUUUCAGUAAACCUAAACUAUUGCAUUCAGAGUGUUUUGUAAACACUUAUCAUUUGAUAACUCAUACUGGUUGUUGUUUUCACACUAGCAAAUCCUGAUCCUGCAGUGGGCUCUUACACCUUCCUUAUGCAGGUAGAUUGGAGUUGAAAGUGAGUCAGUCAUUUUUAAAACAAGCUAACCCAGAGUGACUUUAUUUGAGAAUACAAGUGCUGAAAUUCUCAACACUUUAUUAAUUCAUACCGUUUUCAAGUAGAAGCCAAUGUGGCUGUUGGUAGAAGCAUUCCCAAGUCCACACUCCACUGGAGCAAAGUUUGGAGAAGCCAGACUGCUCUGAUGGAGGUAGAAGCACAAACACCAUUUAGAAAUUUUGACACUAAAAAUUACGCUUUAUUUUUGGUCCUUCUAAAGAAACAUAUCAAAAUAAACUGAAAAAUGCAAAAAUGGCAAGGUAGCCCAUGAAAAAUUAGUGGGUCUCUCUUUAUAUUUUUUGAGUAGAGGAGAAAUAAAAAAUUAAAGGGUUUUUUUUUGUAUUGUGGAUACUUGUGCACCUUAUAGGAGAUUGUUCAAGGCUUUCUUUUACCUGUAUCAAUACACCAGAGGAAGUACUAAUUGUGUCUUGAGUUAAGAAAUAGCCACCAUGUCAACUUGAUGAUACUCUUCAUGUGGCCUUAUACUUCUCCACAGUACUUUGUAUAAAAUCAUCCUUUUCUAUUAAACAAUACACUCUCCCUGUUGAAUGGAUUUUCUUUUACACAAAGUAUAAUGAUAGUAAAGAAAAGGAAGCAGUGGCUGCAGGAGUGCUGUGCUGCAAUAGCAUCGUGUGAGUAACAAAAUGCCCCUAGCACAAUUGGACUGCUCCAUCCCCCUGGUGUGGAAGGAGUGCCUCUGUGCUGUAGCAGAGUAGAGCAAAGCACCAGGUGUUCUGCUGGGAGGCAGCUCCCCCACUGAAGGAAAUAUCUCUGGAGUGCUUAUUCCUUCUGGACUCUCCUCUCUUCAGCCACUCCUGCAUUGAAGCUUAGUUGAGCACUGAGGAGGAUUCUUUUUCCUGUGUGCAUCAAUUGUGGAUAAUUAGGGAUGCACUCUCCUUUACUGCUUUGUUCUGAAAUCCUGGUCUUGCUUCCCAGUGUAGGCAAAGCAUGGAUCUCAUCUGUGUAAGUGCUGACUUGCCAACCUCAACUGGCACUCCCCUGAAAUCAGCAGAUUUCUGUUCAGCAGAGAUCUGUUCCAGUUAAAGCAGAUGAUGUCAUUAUUUUUUACACUAAAGCCUAUAGUUAUAAUUAACAGUAGUAAGUUUUCAAGGUGCACUAAAUCGGAGUAUUGUGCUAAGUGUACUGAAAUUUUUGUGCCUGACCUGCUAAAGGCUCACCCCUGUUCACUGGCAUGUGCUGUAAUCCCACUGACCCAGUGAGUGUGUGUGGACCUUGCUUUGGACUCUCCAAAGGGCUCAGCUGGAACCUCUUUUCCUGGUGAAGUGGAUCCUUGUGGUGUUGCUGUUCUCUGUUGCUACCCAGUUUUCUGAGUUUCUGUGGUGAACAAAGAGAUGUUGCUGCUCUUACUUUUUUGUUUGGUUUUUUUUCCUCAGAAAUCCCUUAGAACAAGAAGUCUGGCUUUUGGAUGCUGUUUUGCAUGCUUUUAACCAGGGGAAGCAUGUCCUGUCUCAGUUUAGUAGCCAGUUUAGCACUUAAGUUUUUUACAGACUGACCAUUUAUGGUGCUGAGAAAACAGUUUGGAAACUCUUGUCGUAAUUAUAUCAAUUGUCAUGUUUGUUGCAUUAUGGGGGGAAAACAGUGGACUGGAGAAUACAAACUUUUAAAAAGUGUGUCAUGUAUGUGUGUCACGAUGUGGAGAAGCCACUGCUCCCUCCUUGUUUGGGUGUACCUGGCCUGCAAUUCCUGGCAGCCCGUUCUGGAUGUGUGGAUCGUUCUCUUGUGGAUGUGUGUGAAAAGCUGUGGCUGCUCUGUCUGUUCCUUCCUGCUGUGUAAGGGUUAUUUAUGGAUUAAGCAUGACUGGCAUAGCUGCUGUCUUUGCACUUUACUGCCUGAACUCUACUGUUCAGUCUUAUUAUUUUGAGCCUAUAUUUUAAGGAAAUGGAACUGCAUUUUUGUACGUGUUUUUAAAUUUUAUUAAAUAAAAUGUAUGUAAUGUGA